CCUCUUCUUUGCCCGGAGUGGUUUGUUCCAAGGAGUACAGAUAAAUAGUCUUGUCAAAAGGCGCAGCUCACCGCGGUGCGAGCGGAAUCUGGACUUGGGCGCCAACUCCUGGUCCAGGCUCCCCGGGGUCAGCGGCUGGGCGCACUAGCUCUCACCGCCCACCUCGCUUCCGCACCCGGCGCUUCCCGGCCUGGGUCUUUAGUCUUCCUCUGAGCGCUCCCUGGCCUCCGCCUUCGCUAGGGAGCCGAAGGCGGAGACAGCGACACUGGCCAGGGGGAGGAAAGCGGACGCGUGUGGGCGAGGGGGACAACGCGAUGUCCACUGGCUCGGUGAGUGAUUCGGAGGACAUGGAGCUUCGGGGGCUGCAGCGAGAGUACUCGGUCCCCGCCUCCAAGAGGCCGCCCCUCCGCGGCGUAGAGCGCAGCUACGCCUCGCCCAGUGACAACUCAUCCGCUGAGGAGGAGGACCCCGACGGCGAGGAGGAGCGCUCCGCUCUGGGCGCAGGCGGCGGCGCGGGAGGCUGCAAGAGGAAGCGGCCCCGUGUGGCUGGGGGCGGCGGCGCAGGUGGAGGCGCGGGCGGUGGUGGCAAGAAGCCACUCCCGGCCAAGGGCUCAGCCGCCGAGUGCAAGCAGUCGCAACGGAACGCGGCCAACGCCCGCGAGCGCGCCCGGAUGCGCGUGCUGAGCAAAGCCUUCUCCAGGCUCAAGACCAGCCUGCCCUGGGUGCCCCCUGACACCAAGCUCUCCAAGUUGGACACGCUCCGGCUGGCUUCCAGUUACAUCGCUCACCUGCGGCAGCUGUUGCAGGAGGAUCGCUAUGAGAACGGCUACGUGCAUCCAGUGAACCUGACAUGGCCAUUCGUGGUCUCGGGACGACCGGACUCUGACACCAAAGAAGUUUCUGCAGCCAACAGACUAUGUGGAACCACCGCUUAAAUCGGACUGGAACUCACUUGAUGGGAUUAUUCGUUAAAUGCGAGCAUUCGGGGGCCAAGGAGAGAAGAGAGAGCGCGUGAGAUGGGAAGAAGCUGUUUCCGUUGGAUUCUCCUUGGCCCUUCCCCUGUCCCUGGAACUGUGAACCGGUGGCUGUCACGGCACAGCCCCAUGGCUACAGCUGCCACGGAUCUGGGCGACCACCCUUUGCCUCUCCAGAAAGAGCCUCCUUUCGUGUCGAGAGCGCGGGACGCAGGUUCACCCUCGGGCCCUGGCUCUGUAGACUAACCCUCGGCUGCCGCCCCCGCCCACGCCUGACAGCCCAGGGGUCCGUUCUCAGCGGAGCCAGAUUCAUCGCACACGUGAGGGACAGUUCCACACAGCCCGGGCAGUGCGCGGUGACACAAUGGUUAAGGAACGGUUAGAACGUGCUCUACAUCUGCUUUAAAGACAGAAGUCUAGACGUGAGAUCCGCGUCGGCCGGGACAAGGUUUUAAGUGGCAAAGAAGGGCGAGUGACCUCUCUGGGCCAGGUUUCCAUCCCAGCAUCGUGCCCUCCUAACGGGCUGGAGGAGGCCCGCUGCGCGUGGGGUGAGGUGAAGACACACUUCCCAGACCACUGCAGGCGGGUUUUGCCCGGCGCGCUUCGGGCCCUCGGGCCUCCCUGCCGGGUGGCCUCUUCAUUCCGGUCGCCUUCCCAAGCUCCCGGCUUUUUCUAAUGAGGCUCAGGCGACUGUCUACCCUCUUUACUUCUAAACUGGAGCCUCCCCAAGCUCCGACGCUCCAACCUGGCUGGGCCUCUUUCAGGGCUCCCUCUCGGCCCGUUCCUGCUCCUACAGCACCCCCGCUCCGACUCCAGACUCUCCUCGCAGCCCCCCC
Molecule: messenger RNA, 1810 nt
Organism: Cebus imitator (Panamanian white-faced capuchin)
Lineage: Eukaryota; Metazoa; Chordata; Mammalia; Primates; Cebidae
Gene: MSC
Product: musculin
Exons: 2
Coding region: 315-935 (206 amino acids)
Biological process (GO): regulation of transcription by RNA polymerase II; skeletal muscle tissue development
Molecular function (GO): protein dimerization activity; DNA-binding transcription factor activity, RNA polymerase II-specific; RNA polymerase II transcription regulatory region sequence-specific DNA binding
Source: RefSeq, a predicted model, not a curated record